UGUCAAUGUUUAUCUUUAUAUUUCGUUUAAUUGUUUUCGACGAUUUUUAAUCACUUUUAACUAAUUGUUAGUCUAAUUCUUUUUUAGAAUUGAAAUCUCUAAACUGUUAAUCAAAUGUGUUUCUUUAGUCAAGUUGGAUUUGUUUUUAUCCAUUCACGUAAUCUGAGAAUUUUGUUUCAUUCUCUUCAACGUUAAUCGUUACAUGUUUGUUGUUGCUGUUAAAUUGUUGUUUCUUCUUGACAAUUUAAUCUAAUCUACUUUGAUUUAAUUUUCUAUUUUAAUUAAAUCAAUAGCAAUAACAAUUAUGUCUACUUUAUGAUUCCAAGAAAACGAGAUUUUAUCUCCUCCUUGAUAUUUUUCAUUCAAACAUCCACAGGAAACUGGUUCUAAUUAAUACUUUUGACAGUAAUACCUUUGAUUAGGUUGAAAGAGGAAGUUCAAUUUUUUGAUUGUUCAUCAGCUUAAUGAUCAUAUUUCUGAAAAUGGUUGAAAUUUAGCUUAACGAUUCACUGGAUGAGCAGCUUAUCAUGUUAAUCUUGUAUUCGUGUGUUUAUUGAAUAAUUUAAGUUACUAAUUAGCUGAUGGAUAGUUAAUGAGGCUACUAUUUGGUUCCAUGGUGAAAUUUUCCUGACGAUUGGAUAAGACUCUUGAUAAUCUUUAUGAACUUAUUAUAAUUUAUCAAUAUAAAUAUUCCAAGAUGUCACCUAUUAGUAUUCGUUCUCACCACGGUUCGAUUAAUUGUUCGGCUUCCAGAGAAAUGGAUCACAUAAUUAGUCGAUUGGAACAAGGAUCAAUGUUAACUAAAUUCUAUCCCAAAGGUAAACCUGAGAAAAGGUUUUUCUGUUUACGUCGAAAUACUCGAGAACUUGUUUGGUUCAAGUCCGUUACUGAACGAAAUAUUGAAAAUUAUAUUGACCUGAGACACGUUAAAGAGGUCAGAAUUGGACCAGUGCCAAAGAUAUUUGAACGUUGGCAAGCUGAUGCUCGUAAUUGGCAAAAGGGUCAGUGUUUGGUUAUCCUUUAUGGUCAACGAUUUAGGUUGAAAAAUCUUUCCUGUGUUGCCAUGUCCAUAAGUGAAUGUGAACAAUGGGCUCGAGGGAUUCGCUAUUUAACCGAAGAAACUCAGAAUAGUUCAUAUUUGAUCCACAUAAAUACCUGGUUAAAUCGUGAAUUCACCUCACUGGUCGGCCGUCAAGCAGCUCUAACACUCAACAAAGAUCUCAAACCUUUUCUAUCAAAAAUCAGCUGUAAGGUUUCAACCGAUGAAUUAAAAAGAUACUUCACCCAAGUUGAUCUACAAUCGUCAAGUGAAAUAUCAUUUGGCUCAUUCUGUAAACUAUAUCGAGCCAUGAUUGACCAACGGCGCAUCUUUGACAGAUAUUUUUCCAAAUACUCACUUGAUUCUCGGACAAUUGGUAUCAAAGAGUUUGUACAAUUUGUAAAUGACCAAUGGCUACCAGAGACUGAUGAUCGUAUCGAUGAGAAAAUAGGUUCACUAAUUAUGAGGGAAUUUCUUUCAAAUGCUCCAAGAAACCAUGAUAAUCAAUCCUCAACACCUUCAUCAUCCCAGUCACAAUCUUUUCCCCAUCAUCAUCAUCGCCAUUCAUCCAAAAAUAAACAAUCAACAAACCAACAAUCAGAAGAAAUUUACUUUUCUAUCGAUGAAUUUAUGAAUUAUGUUUUCUCCAAACAUAAUCAACUUUGGGAUAAAAAAUAUGAUCAAAUUCACCAUGACAUGAAUCGCCCAUUGACUCAUUAUUGGAUCGCUUCAUCUCAUAAUACUUACCUGACCGGCGAUCAGAUCAGAAGCGAAUCGUCAAUCGAUGCUUAUGCUCGUUGUCUACGAAUGGGCUGUCGUAGUAUCGAACUCGAUUGCUGGGAUGGACCAGAUGGACUACCGUUAAUUUAUCAUGGACACACAAUCACCACUCGAAUUAAGUUCACCGAUGCCGUUCAAACAAUCAGAGAUCAUGCUUUCGUUAAAUCUGAUUAUCCGGUUGUCUUAUCCAUAGAAAAUCAUUGUUCACUCUCACAGCAAAGGAAAAUGGCUCAAGUUUUCAUUGAAAUACUCGGAGAUCAUCUACUUACUCAACCAAUCAACAAAGAUGAAACCAAAAUGCCAUCGCCUAAUCAAUUGAAACGGAAAUUUAUCAUCAAGCACAAAAAACUAUCAGACAAUGGAGAGCCUAAUCUAUCACUGAAAAGUUCCGAUAAUAAUAAUCAAGAUAUCGACGUUAAUACAUCAAUUAAAAGUGGAAUCUUAUAUCUCAUGGAUGAUUCAUCGAAUCGGGAAUGGAAACCUUACCUAUUCAUGUUAACCAAUACGAAAAUGUAUUAUGCUCAAUGUGAGCAAAAUGCUGACGAUGAAGAUGAAGGUGAGGAUCGAUUAUCAAAUAAAAUUGAUUCUUCUGGACCAAAAUCAAAUGAUGAGCUUCAUUUUGGUGAGAGAUGGUACCAUGGACGAUUACAGGGAGGUCGACAACAAGCUGGUGAUUUACUUGAGAAGUAUUCACAUUUCGGUGAUGGUACUUUCCUUGUUCGAGACAGUGACACUUACAAUGGUGAUUAUUCAUUAUCUUUCUGUUGGAAAGGAAGAGUUAACCAUUGUCACAUUAAAACUCGCCAAGAGAAUACAUUUAAAAAGUAUCGGUUAACCGAUGAUAUUGAAUUUGAUUCAUUGUAUAGUUUAAUUACUCACUAUCAAUCGCAACCCUUAAGCUGUAAAACAGAAACACUUUUCCUAACCGAACCGGUACCUCAGUUAAAAGGUCACGAAAGUAAAGAUUGGUACCAUUCAUCGAUAACCCGACCCAAAGCGGAAGAGCUUUUGAAACAAAUUCAAGUUGAUGGAUUAUUUUUGGUUCGGCCAAGUGAGAAAGAGGACUCAUGUUUUGCCAUUUCCUUUCGAGCGGAAGAUAAAAUCAAACACUGUCGCAUACGACAAGAGGGACGCUUGUUUAUCAUGGGAAGUGCGAAAUUUGAAACACUGGAAGAGUUGAUUAAAUGGUAUCAAAAGUAUCCCUUAUACAAGAACGUCAAACUUAAAUAUCCAAUUAGCGAUGAUUUUAAAAACGGUUUCAAGAAUACAGAAAGUGGACUCAUGUAUGGAUCUGAAGGAUGUUAUUUAGACCCGAAAAAUUGUUCGUCGGGUUUAACAGUUAAAGCUCUAUUUGAUUACCACGCUCAGAAAGAAGAUGAACUUUCAUUUUGUAAACACGCGAUCAUUACGAACGUUGUAAAAGCGGAUCCCUGUUGGUGGAAAGGUGAUUAUGGUGGCCAUGAGAAUCACUGGUUUCCAGCUAAUUUUGUUGAAGAAAUCGAACCCAAUGAUAAUUGUGAGGAAUCGAUGCCUAUUGGAAGUUUACAAAAGGGCAGUAUCGAUAUUGUUGAAUGUUCGGUAACUGCAUCAUCGUCGCCCGUUAAUGGGAAAGAAUGGGUAUUCAAAUUUGUUUCACCUUCGCAAGUUGAACCGAUUGAAAUUUCGGCCUCAUCAAGGGAGGAAAUGAUUGACUGGAUUCAAUGUAUUCGUGAAACUGCUCAAUUGACUCAUCAAAAGAUUUGCCAAAGUAAAGAGAUUGAAAGAAAGGAAAGAAUCGCCCAAGAAUUGUCCAAUUUAAUCAUUUAUUGUCGAUCAGUUCCCUUUGUGCCUGAAAAAAUUGGCAAUUUUACCGAAAUGUCUUCUUAUCCAGAGACAAAGGUCGAAAAGUGGCUUAGUCCACAGAACUAUGUGUUCUUUAAUGGACUCAAUCGAACACAAUUUAGUCGAGUCUAUCCUGGCAUGAGACGAAUUGACUCAUCUAAUUACGAUCCAGUUCGUAUUUGGAAUGCGGGUGUUCAAAUGGCUGCUCUUAAUUAUCAAACACCCGAUCGUCCCAUGCAACUGAAUCAAGGUAAAUUUCUGGAAAAUGGAGGUUCUGGUUACUUGUUAAGGCCAGAAUUUAUGUUCGAGGAAGGUUUCGAUAUUUACAAGGCACCGAAAAUAAAUCCUGUCACAUUGACUAUUCGAAUUAUCGGUGCUCGACAUUUAAUGAAAAAUAAUCGAGGAAACAUCAGUCCGUUCAUUGAGGUUGAAGUUAUCGGUGCUGAUCAUGAUUGUCAUAAAGUUAAAACUCUAACAUGUCCUGAUAAUGGUCUCAAUCCUUGUUGGGAGGAAAGUUUCGUCUUUGAUGUUUCGUGUCCAGAUUUGGCCUUAAUACGAUUCGUUGCUUAUGACGAGGACAGUUUUGGUGAUCCUAAUUUCGUCGGUCAGGCCACUUAUCCGUUCAAUUGUUUACGAAGUGGAUUCCGAAGUGUUCCCCUCAAAAAUGAAUACAGUGAAGAGCUUGAUUUAUCAUCUUUGUUAAUUCAUUUGGAAAAAAAUGCAAACGAAUUGGCUCAUUAACCAGGAUUCAUUUAAUUCAACAAUCAAUCACCAAUAAGCAUUUCCAAUCUGAUUUAGAUUAUUUAUAAACAAUCAACUCAAAUGAUUCCUUGGAU
Messenger RNA from Panonychus citri (citrus red mite), 4476 nucleotides. It is a transcript of the gene sl, whose product is annotated as 1-phosphatidylinositol 4,5-bisphosphate phosphodiesterase gamma-1-like. The record is from RefSeq and is a predicted model, not a curated record. The transcript is spliced from 13 exons. NCBI's taxonomy places the organism in Eukaryota, Metazoa, Arthropoda, Arachnida, Trombidiformes, Tetranychidae. Gene Ontology annotation, molecular function: phosphatidylinositol-4,5-bisphosphate phospholipase C activity; protein binding. Bases 698 to 4381 code for a protein of 1227 amino acids. Gene Ontology annotation, biological process: lipid metabolic process; phosphatidylinositol-mediated signaling; positive regulation of epithelial cell migration.